Molecule: messenger RNA, 381 nt
Organism: Echinococcus granulosus
Lineage: Eukaryota; Metazoa; Platyhelminthes; Cestoda; Cyclophyllidea; Taeniidae
Exons: 2
Coding region: 1-381 (126 amino acids)
Source: RefSeq, a predicted model, not a curated record
AUGCCAGCCUCAUCGGAUGUUCCAAACGGCGGCAGCGGUGGUGGUACGACCCCCCAUAACUCCAAAUCGCCCCCUUCCAUCAUAUCGCUCCCGCCCUCCCCACCUGCACUAACCCCACAACAUCGACGGACUUGUCGGCGACGGGCUACCAUAGCAGUUGUGACGAUAUGUCUCCUACUCACAGCUGUGAUUGUCCUCCAAAUUGUCAUUGUCGGCCUCAUCCUCAACUCCCGUCUUGUACAGAAUGCCACCGGCGUCCCGCCAUUUGUACGCAGUCAGACCUUCAACGAAGGCGUCGUGAUUGAUGGGGGCGCAAAUGGGCCAUGUCGUGUUGACACACUCCUUUCACUUGAGAGGCUCUGGAAUGACUACUUGGCGUAG